This is a messenger RNA of Manis pentadactyla (Chinese pangolin), 3858 nucleotides long. RefSeq names its product MAX dimerization protein 4 (gene MXD4). NCBI's taxonomy places the organism in Eukaryota, Metazoa, Chordata, Mammalia, Pholidota, Manidae. The transcript has 6 exons. The coding region runs from base 149 to 778 and encodes 209 amino acids. Gene Ontology annotation, molecular function: DNA-binding transcription factor activity, RNA polymerase II-specific; protein dimerization activity; RNA polymerase II cis-regulatory region sequence-specific DNA binding. Gene Ontology annotation, biological process: regulation of transcription by RNA polymerase II. The record is from RefSeq and is a predicted model, not a curated record.
UGGCGGCCGAGCGAUCGGGAGGCCGCCGGAGUCGGGCAAGUAGGGCCGCUGGGCGCACGGGGCGGGCGGCGAGCGGAGCCGGCCGAAGCGGGCCGUGCAGCGGCCGCCGCCGUCCCGGAGCGCGGGGGCGGUGCGGGCAGGCAGGAGGAUGGAGCUGAAUUCCCUGCUGAUCCUGCUGGAGGCGGCCGAGUACCUGGAGCGCAGGGACCGAGAGGCCGAGCACGGCUACGCGUCGGUGCUGCCCUUCGACGGCGACUUCGCCAGGAAGAAAACAAAGGCUGCCGGCCUGGUGCGCAAGGCCCCGAACAACAGGUCUUCACACAAUGAGCUAGAGAAGCACAGACGAGCCAAACUCAGGCUGUACCUGGAACAGCUCAAGCAGCUGGUGCCCCCGGGCCCUGACAGCGCCCGCCACACCACCCUGAGCCUGCUGAAGCGUGCCAGGAUGCACAUCAAGAAACUAGAGGAGCAGGACCGCCGGGCUCUGAGCAUCAAGGAGCAGCUGCAGCGGGAACACCGCUUCCUGAAGCGGCGCCUGGAGCAGCUGUCGGUGCAGAGCCUGGAGCGAGUGCGCACGGACAGCACGGGCUCCGCGGUCUCCACCGAUGACUCAGAGCAAGAAGUGGAUGUAGAGGGCAUGGAGUUUGGCCCCGGCGAGCUGGACAGUGUUGGUAGCAGCAGUGACGUGGAUGACCACUACAGCCUGCAGAGUGGUGGCUGCAGCGACAGUGGCUAUGGGCCACCCUGCCGGCGGCCUGGCCACCCUGGCCUCUUGUAGGCCCGGCGCCCUCUGCUCCUUGGCCUACCUGCCUGCCUGGCCAAGUAUGUUGACCCUCCAGUCCUCGCACGCCUCUCCACGGGCCCGCUGCUGUGCCGCCCGAGCCUCCCAGCUGGGCAGGGACCCCUGCAGGGAGGUGGGGCCCAGCUCCCUCGCCCGGAGCCCAGCAUAGCCGCCCACCGUCUGUUCUCAGAUUCCUAAUCAUUCCAGAAGUAUUAAAUAUCAUUGCUGCAAAUCUCGGCGGGCGCCGUGUGAGGGGCUUAAUGACCGCUGCGGGAGCUCAGACCCCACCCCCGGAUCCCAGGAGAAAGGAACGGACCAAGGAAGGAAGGCAUGGCUCUCCGCCCAUCCGUCUGUCCAUCUGUCUGUCGGUCCACGUAGGCUCCUGAGGCAUGGACAGAGGGACCCGUGAAGGGCGGGACUCGGGUGAGCAGCCUGGGGCAGGGGGGUGGAGUGGGCCUUUGCAUCCUGCAGUUGUCAGGAGCCAGGGCUGGGCUUCUGGGGGCAGGCCAGGCCACCCCACACACAGCUGGGCAGCUUCUGCUCUGGGCAGCUUCUGCUCUCAGAUGUACACAUGCACACGUCUAGACACGCUUGCCCGCACACACAUGCACACAUGCAGAUACACAUGGUUGCUGGACCCAGAGGCGGCUGGCCUUCAGGGGUCACCUGGGCAAAUGCUGACCCCGACCUGUGCCUGGCUUCCCCUCCCAACUCCAGCUCACCCGCCCAGUCUGCACAGGGAAGGGGGCUUCUCCUCCCAGCAGGGGCUGAGGUAUGUUGGGGGCCAGCAAAUUGAAGCCACUGGGUCCUUGGGCUUUCUCUUCUCCCUUUAAAUAAAAAAAUAGCCAAAAAAAAAAAAAUGGCUGCACUGCCCAGCAGCCCAGAACAGGGCUCCCAAGAGAGGCUUUUCCCAAAAUACAAGAGAAACAUUUUUAAAGAGAAAAAAGCCCUAAAGACUCCUGGCCAAGUGACGUCAGUGUGUGCCCCCUCUAUUUCCUGUAUGAAAUUUUUGUACUCUAUUUUCCUAGCUGUUGGUGCGUCCUUGUUUGCUGAGGGGUGGGAGCGACCCAACGUCUCAGGGACUCGUCCGUCUGUCACCAUCGUCCAAGUGUGCCUUGUGUCCCGUGUCUGGCCCCACCCCAACCACACCACCAGCAUCUCCCUCAUGGCUCACGGGAUGCCCCGGCCUGCCCAGCAGGUGCCCUCAGCUCCUCCCCACAGGGCAGCCUCUCCCAGCGGCCACAGCAUCCUGGGAGAGAGAGACUGCCGGGCCGGUCAGGGCUGCGAGGGCCAUGGGGCUGCUUUCUGUCACCUUGCAGGACAGGCUGUGACCUGGCCCCCCAGUGUUGGCCUCUGCAGUGGCUGGCAGGGACCUGCUGUGCAGCCUGGCUGCCUGGUCGGGGGCCUGCUAACCAGAGAAAGAGGUUCUUACCCAGACCCAGCUUGAACCCUCCUUGCCCCCUGGCCUGGGAGAGGCCUCCCAAUUUCAGGCACUGGCAGCUGUUGGAGAUAGCCAUUCACUCUGGGUGAUCAGGCCUGGGCUUUAGGAGGCUGCUUCUGGCCUUUUGUUCCUGCAGUCCUUGUCCCUGGGGGCCACUCAGCAGUAUUUGGAUGGAGGGUAAAGGGGCUGACCUGCAGCAGUGCCUGCCUUCCUCUCUGGUGCAUUAUAACCCAUUUCCAGAAAGUGGGGAAGAAUUCAUGUUGAUCUUUGGCCACACCACUGGACACCCUUGGGUGUGUGGCCUUCGGAGGCAGGAAAGGGUCCCUGGAAACAGCACUGGCACAAAACCUGCCCUACAGGGGCUCAGGACGACAGGUGGAAAGCAGGCCUGUAACAGGCCAGUGCACGGAGUUGGGAAGACUGGACAUUUUGCUUAUGGCUGCAGAAACCCAGCAUCCACUUCCAGCUGCAAUGGGGGGUCCAGAGUGCCCAGAAGGGGCGUCUCUUGCCUGCCUGAGUAUGCACUGAGUGGUCCUUGGGGGCACUCCAACACCCUCUGAGCAGAGCAGGAACGCCUGUGCUUGAGAGUCUGCUUCAGGGAACACCAACUGCAAGCCCCUGGGAUGGACUGUUUCGAAUUCCUAAAGCAUGAGCCACCUCCCAUCCCCCAGCACCUGGGGGAAGGAGGCUCGGCUCCCACCUCUGGCCCGCAGAACCCUACCUGCGUGACUUUCUCAGUCCAUGGCUCCCAUGUGGGCCUGGAAGUUGGCUACCCAGGGGUGCUGUUGCUCUAAGUGCCCCUCCCUGCCACAGCAGACGUGUGCGGGGUAGUUUUUGGGGCUGGGGUCUGGUGCUAGGAGUUGCUCACACAUCCAUCCCCCAAUGCCUGCUCCCUUACAUUUGCACAGGUUGGCCAUUACUGGUGGCCACAGGGACCCAGAGGGGGCCCUGCUGAGGCCACAUUGGAGACCAGAAUAUUGUCAGUUCUGUAGAAGCAAAUGAGACCAGCACAGGGCCACAGGGUGCCUGCACCCUUUCUCUGCAGGGCCCCCCCAUGCAACCCUGGCACUUAGUGGCUGAGAUCCUGGAACUCCAGGCCCAGCUUGGGGUCCCUGCCCUCACUGGGAGGUGGCCACCACAAGCCAGACCAUCACCACCCUGGUGCAGGCCCGGCUGGCUGGGGAAGCCACAGGAAGGCUUCCUCUCUUCAGAGCCCUGGGUAUGCUCUGCAUGUGCGGUCUCUGAGGCCCGGGACCCAGGCCCACUUUCCUGGACUGAUGCAGCUGUGUGCCCAACUGUGGGCCCUGCCACCCUGUCUGCCCCAGACAAUCCUUGUCUGCUGGGCGGGGCGGCUUCCUCCCCCUCCCAUCCCCUGCCUCUCUCAGGGCCAGCCAGCCUCAGGCUCUGUCCUCACUGCUGUGCACACAGGAAUCUGACCACAGCCGCAUCCAGGGCACCAGGGCAGGUUCAGCAUGGGAGGCUGGGACUGUGCAGGGGGCCUGACUGCUGGCCAGGUGGGGCGCCCCGAGAUCCUUGCUGGAGAGAUAUGGGCCACGCACCUGUCUGUUCACCGGGAGGGACUGUGCUGUAUCGACCGUUCUGUCUUUGUAACAUAAAUACAGAUUUUUAUACCUCA